AUGGGUUGUUGUUCAUCGAAUGUAUUCCAUGAUGAGGAGAAAGGGUUGGAAGACCAUUUCUUUCCAUAUCUUGAUUAUCAAGAACAACCGGAUGAUGAAUACAAACAACUAGAUACUGAAAAUGAUCAGAAGGGUGAUACCGCUGUGGAGCAUAUAUUCAAGAAAACGAAAAUGGUAUAUGGACAACCUCCGAAAGAUAUGAGAAAUUUCCAUAUUGAUUGGAAAAAUGAGUAUCAUAUCGAUUUCAAAAAUCGACCAUGCCCUUAUGAUUUUCCAGCAUUUGAAGGCGAUAAACCACCCGAUUAUGAUGAAAAUAAAGAAGAAAUGAAUAAAAUUGAUACGAUAGACAAAGACAAAUCGAGAAGAGAAGGAGGAAGGAAAAGAAAAUCGAAAAGCAAAGAUGGAAAAAAGAAAAGUGGUGGUAAAGAAGGUGCUAAGAAUUUUGCUAAAAUCACUUCCAAGAAAGCAAAACAUUCAACUAAUGAACUGGACCAAUGUAGUAUUAGUGAAAAAGAUUGA
Molecule: messenger RNA, 519 nt
Organism: Loa loa (African eye worm)
Lineage: Eukaryota; Metazoa; Nematoda; Chromadorea; Rhabditida; Onchocercidae
Exons: 4
Coding region: 1-519 (172 amino acids)
Source: RefSeq, a predicted model, not a curated record